Phacochoerus africanus (Common warthog) is the source of this 2671-nucleotide messenger RNA. RefSeq names its product protocadherin beta-18-like. The transcript has a single exon. Gene Ontology annotation, cellular component: plasma membrane. Gene Ontology annotation, molecular function: calcium ion binding. Lineage: Eukaryota; Metazoa; Chordata; Mammalia; Artiodactyla; Suidae. The coding region runs from base 194 to 2590 and encodes 798 amino acids. The record is from RefSeq and is a predicted model, not a curated record. Gene Ontology annotation, biological process: homophilic cell-cell adhesion.
UCGCUGGGAGGGAGAGCUCCGGAGAGGCAGUGGUGAUAAAGACAGGCUUUUGAGAGGAAGCUAGGGAGCCAAAAUCGCCCUCACCAUAGGAUUACAGGUUUAUGGAUUUCCAGUGGUCCAGGCUGAUAGAUGAGAGGAGCUGUUUGUGACUGAAUUGAAAUAUUUCCUCGGAAAGGCGUUUGGCUUGGGAGUCAUGGAGCCCGGAGAAGGGAGCCCUCAGCAGACAAGGCAAGUGCUGCUUUUCUUUGUUUUUCUGGGAGGGUCUUUGGUGUGUUCAGAAACCUGGCGCUAUUCUGUGGCAGAGGAAACGGAGAUUGGCUCCUUUGUAGGCAACGUGGUGAAAGACAUAGGUUUGGAUGUGGGAGACCUGGCUGCACAGGGGGCCAGAGUGAUCUUUGACGACUAUAAAUCGUACCUGCAGUUGGAUCAGCAAACUGGCAACUUGCUCUUAAAUGAGAAACUGGACCGGGAGGCACUCUGCGACCUCACAGAGCCAUGUAUAUUGCAUUUCCAGGUAUUAUUAGAAAAUCCUUUGCAAUUUUUUCGUGCUGAGCUUUUGGUCAAAGACAUAAAUGAUCACACUCCCACGUUCCUAGACAAAGAUAUACUUCUGAAAAUCUCAGAAAGUACUGCUACAGGAACCUCAUUCCAAAUGGAUAGCGCUCAGGACUUGGAUGUAGGAAAGAACGGUGUUCAAAACUACACCUUAAGCCCCAGUCCUUACUUCCACCUUAAACUGCAGGACAGUGAGGAGGGUAGAAAAUACCCAGAGCUGUUACUGGACCAAACUCUGGAUCGAGAAAAGGAGCCUGAGCUUAGAUUAACGCUAACAGCCCUGGAUGGUGGGUCUCCGCCCAGAUCUGGAACCACACAUGUGCGGGUGUUGGUCUUAGAUAUUAAUGACAAUGCCCCAGAAUUUGAAAGGCCCACCUAUGAGGUUCUGGUACCAGAAAACAGCCCUCUGGACUCCCUGGUUGUCAAGGUGUCUGCUACAGACUUGGAUGCAGGAAUAAAUGGAGAACUAUCUUAUUCAUUUUCCCACGUCUCCAGAGACAUACGCAACACUUUUGAAAUCCACCCAGUUUCUGGCGAAGUCCGUUUAAAAGCACUUCUGGAUUUUGAAUUAAUUCAGUCUUAUACAAUAAGUAUUCAGGCCAUUGACGGUGGGGGCCUUUCAGGAAAAUCAGCAAUUUUAGUUAGUGUGGUAGAUGUGAAUGACAACCCACCGGAAAUAGUCAUAACGUCUCUUAAUAGCCCCAUACAAGAAAAUUCAUCGCCUGACAUUGUAGUCGCUGUUUUUAGCCUACGAGACCAAGACUCUGGAGACAACGGAAGGAUGGUUUGCUCCAUCCAGGAUGAUCUCCCCUUCCUCUUGAAGCCGACCUUCAAAAAUUUCUACACUCUCGUAACAGAGGGCCCACUGGACAGAGAAAGUCAAGCCGAGUACAACAUCACCAUCACCGUCUCCGACCUGGGGACCCCCCGGCGGCACACCCAGCACAACCUGACCGUGCGCGUGGCCGACGUCAACGACAACGCGCCCGCCUUCAGCCAGCCCGCCUACACCCUGCGCGUCCGCGAGAACAACAGCCCCGCCCUGCACAUCGGCACCGUCCGCGCCACCGACGCCGACGCGGGCGCCAACGCCCAGCUCACCUACUCGCUGCUGCCGCCCUCCGACCCGCACCUGCCCCUCGCCUCGCUCGUGGCCAUCAACCCCGACACCGGCCAGCUCUUCGCCCUGCGCGCCCUCGACUACGAGGCCCUGCGCGCCUUCGACUUCCAGGUGCGCGCCGCCGACCGCGGCGCGCCCGCGCUCAGCAGCCAGGCGCGGGUGCGCGUGCUCGUGGCCGACGCCAACGACCACGCGCCCGUCGUGCUCUACCCGCCGCAGAACGCCUCGGCGCCCUGCCCCGAGCUGCUGCCCCGGGCGGCCGAGCCGGGCUACCUGCUGGCCAAGGUGGUGGCGGUGGACGGCGACGCGGGCCAGAACGCCUGGCUGUCCUACCGCCUGCUGCAGGCCACCGAGCCCGGGCUCUUCGGCGUGGGCGCGCACAGCGGCGAGGUGCGCACGGCCCGCCCGCUGAGCGAGCGCGACGCGCCCCGGCAGCGGCUGCUGCUGCUGGUGCGGGACCACGGCGAGCCGCCGCUCUCGGCCAGCGUCGCGCUGCACGUGCUGCUGGUGGACGGCUUCUCGCAGCCCUACCUGCCGCCGCCCGAGGCCCCCGGCCGCGCGCCGGGCGCCGGCGCGGACGAGCCGCUCACCGUCUCGCUGGUGGGGGCGCUGGCGUGCGUGUCGGCGCUGCUGGUGGGGGCGCUGCUGGCCUUGGGGGCGGGGCGGCUGUGCCGGCGGGGCGGGGCGGCCUCGGCGGGGGGCGGCUCGGGGCCCGCGGAGGGCGGCGUCGCGGGCCAGCUGCUGGACGUGGGCGGCACGGGGACCCUGGCCCACGGCUACCGCUACGAGGUGUGCCUGGCGGGGGGCGCUGGGACCAGCGAGUUCAAGUUUCUGAAGUCUGUUGCCUCCAAUCACCAGGAUGUGAAUGAUGUAGAGGAAAAUUCAAACUUUGUUAAUGGUUUUGGAUUCAAUUAGGAAUUUUGCUUUAUAGCAUUCGGGAUGAAAGUUUUCUUUCAAUAUACUAUGUGUCCAUUAGCUUUUCCGUCCAUAUUUAAU